GAUGUUUGGUCGACCGGUUAAGUGUCGUCCUUGUCGACCCAAAGGCAAUGUUCGUCGUGGCGGCCCAAAUCAAGGGCCGCGGGAUGAGAAUAGUAAUCCUAGCUAUAAUCGCUGGGGAAAUUGGGGAGAAUCAGGAGCUAGUGAUACGCAACACGAUUGACUUUCGGGUCAAAGCGGACCUAAUGAUGCCAUGAGACAUUUCCAGCUUUCAAAAGCCCAAGAAGAAGGUAGACAAUUACAUGUUAGUGGAUUGCCUAGGAUGCUUGAUCAAUCGGAGAAUGAAUUGGAGAUACGAUCCAUUUUUAAGAAUUUCGCAAUGUAAGUUUUGCCCCUCGAAUAGAUAAACUUAGCAUGGUCUAAAGCGUUUUAGCGAUGUAGUAAGUAAGAGCGUGAGCCCUCGUGACAAUAACCUGGAUGAUCAACGGCGAAAGUUUUGCUUUGUUGAUUUCACCACUCGUGAGGAAGCUCAAGCAGCUAUGAAAGCUAUCGAUGGAACAAUUUACAGAGAUGCGCCGUUGAAAGUCUCGAUGGCAAUUCCAAAAUCCGAAAGACAUGGAAAUACGUAUGACAAUAGGAAGGAUGGGGCGGACAGAAACUUUCGAUAGGGAUGAGUGGACAACCCUAUGAAGGGAUCCAUUGAAGAAUAUAUCUAACCACUCUAAAUUCGUCAAUCAUCGUUCCACACGCUGUGAUAUUUAUUUCAUAUUGUACGAUUUGUUUUA
This is a messenger RNA of Sclerotinia trifoliorum, 722 nucleotides long. Lineage: Eukaryota; Fungi; Ascomycota; Leotiomycetes; Helotiales; Sclerotiniaceae. The record is from the annotation of a GenBank genome assembly.